Molecule: messenger RNA, 3168 nt
Organism: Pocillopora damicornis (cauliflower coral)
Lineage: Eukaryota; Metazoa; Cnidaria; Anthozoa; Scleractinia; Pocilloporidae
Molecular function (GO): protein binding
Source: RefSeq, a predicted model, not a curated record
GAUAACUGAGUCGACAACUUGAUAUAAGUAUGGUUACUCAGACGAUAAUAGAUUUGCGCAUGUUCUCACCUGCUGAAAGGUUUGUAGUACUCUUUAAAGCACACAUUUUGAGAAUGACUAUAACGAAAUUACAUAUUGACGAUUUUGGAGAUGGAGAACAAAAGAAAAUGAAUUAUGUUGCUCAGAACCACCAGUCCGCGAGGAUCUUUCCUUUUUACGGACUGAGCUCUUGGCUCUUUGGGUCUGAGUUUUCGUCACAUCCCUCGGAACACAACAAGUUUCAAAGAGGACUUCAUUAUUUUCGCUGGAAGACCCGUGUUCCUCCGCCCGCAGGAAUUUUUGAGACAAGUCAGGGAGAGGUUUGCGGUGAGUCUGGCACUAAUAUCACUGCAGGUCGCGCGUUUUUCCGCGCGAGGGAAAAGUCUGGCAUUGCUAAACCCCUUGUAGAUCUCUCGCAGGUUCGCGCAGCCCAAGGCCUCCGGUUACGCUGUAUUGACCACACCACAUAAAAUUGCGAAUCGACCGCUUUCAAGGACCCUAACACCGCAAGAAAUAGAACGUUCCUAUCUAGUUUUCGACCGAAAGUGGAACUGAGAUGUAAAGAAUCCCCACUUUCUCUUAAAACACGGCAACAUCAGAGGAACUCCUUGUUUAUGUAAGGCUUAAGGUUGUUCCAAUGGUGACGUCACCCUCGUCCCCAGGGCUCUCUCUUUUCACGGAACCCGGAAACAGGUUGUUGUGUACUCUUCACUUACUCUCGGUUUGAAACAGUCUCAUGCUCGCUUGGAGCAUGGAAAAUACAGCUAAUUAAGACGACUUAUAAGCUGACACAUUUCAAACCCCCCUUAUUUAACAAGGAAACAUCAUUACUUGUGCAGACAUGUCAGAAGCCUGAUCGUGAUGUCCGAGCAGAGCGGUAUGUCAGAUGUUCCAGCAGAAACUAAUGAUCUUUGUUUAUCAGUGCCAUUUGUAGUAGAGGAAUGGGAUGAGAAAGCUAACCUCUCCCCACAUCAUUUGUCUUACAUCAUCACCAUUCUUCUGCCCCAGCGACUGGUAACUUUAGAGCGAGACAUUGACAUAGAAUCACAGCUCAAAGCAUUUUGUGAAAAGAAACACAUAAAUAAUGCAAUACCCGUUGGCAGUUCAACAGAAGGCUUUAGUAUUCCUUAUUCUAUGUCGUAUGAAGUAGAUUCUCAUCUUGGCACUUAUGUUGAUGCAGAUGUACUGUUUGUUGAGAAUGAUUUCCAGAUAUCCACAAAUGAUCCAAUCCAAGAUGUGGAUGCCCAAGCCAUAUUAGAAUCUGAUGAUGUUCAUCCAGGUUAUUGCAGAGUGAGGCUACUAAAGCACAGUGAGGAUCGAAAAGAUGUUGUGACUUGCAAUGAUAAAAAAUACCUGAGCGGACACCGAAUUCAGAACUCAGUUCUCAAGAAGAUGACCAGUGGAAGAUCUAGAGAUGACCAAACAUCCAUUGGUAUUCAUGGUCCAGCAGUGUCAGUUGAGUAUUCCACUGUCUUAAAUGCUGACAAUAUACAAACCUAUGGUGUUAGGAUUCCGCUUGACAUGGUUUAUGCAGUUCAGGUCAAGCAGUGGCCCCCAGAGGCAACUGAAUGGGUCCAAAGAGUGAAAAAAGGAAACUGGCUUGGAGAUGAUUUGAUUGAAUCCAUUGUGUCAGAGGGAUGCCAUGUUGUGCCAGUUGCACACAAGCACAGCCUAAAUCCAGACAUAGAAUGGAGAAUUUCUUUUGCAGCUACAGAAAAAAGAAUGGCAAGGAAUGCUGUAACUGAUGGUCAACGUCAAUGUUAUAUCUAUUUCAAAAUGCUGCGGCACCUUUGUCUCAAAGAUUUGGAGGUGAUUUCUUCAUACUGUUUGAAGACUGUGUUUUUCUAUGCUUGUGAGGUUGUUCCAAAGGCCCUCUGGGAGACUCAUACUGGACAGUGCUUGCUGUACCUGAUUGAUAGUUUGAUUUGUUGUGUUCAACAAAGAAACAUCCCAAGCUUUUUUGUACCAGGCAAUAAUCUCGUAGAUAAUGUGCCAGAGGAGAAAUGGAAAGAUGUGGAGUCAAGGCUCCUUGAAAUAAGGAAAGAUCCCAUAACACCAAUUUUGAAGUUUACAGACACAAAUGCUAUCAGCAAUACAGAGAUCCCCUUUGUUUUUCGAAAAAAUGUUGCAUUUGUUUUGGAAGACAUGGAAAAGUUCAAAGUCCACAGAGACAUUAGAAGUUCUGCAUUUGAUGCGUUUUUCACAACCACCUUUAGAAUGAGUCUGCUGUACUUAAACCAAGGUCAACCAAAAAGUGCUGUUCAGAUUUUGAUGGAUUCAUAUCCUAUGCUUAACCAUUUCCUUGGACCCAUGCCACUUGUUUACUUUCUAAAUGAAGCUGCAAUCCUGAUCCAAGAUGGCCGGCUUUACCUUCUUUUAUUUCAAGAGCUCCUUGGAAUGACUGACCAACAUCCUGAUUUUAAGCUGCUAGAGGGAAAUCUGGCUUGUGCAUACCAUGCAGCCUCUUACACCUAUCCUGAGGAAUCUUCAGAGAGAGCUGAAUAUCUUCAGAAGGCAGAAGAACUUGUUCUGGAAGAAUUGAAAUCUCAAGACCUUGGUUCUUGUGGAACUCAGGUCACAUUUGCCACCAUUCUGAUGUCACAGAAAAGAUAUAAAGAAGCAAUACAAAUCCUUGAAACUGUUGUGAAUGUAGUCAGCAAAAGUGCUCAGGAAGAAAUUCAAAGUGAUGUGACAGAAUUUGGAUUCAGCGAACAGAAAGUGCUUGAUGAAGAUUUGCAAUUGGAAAUUUCAACUCAUAUGAAAAUAGAAGGGCCAUCCUUAAUCUUCACAUUUUAUUUUCUGGUCAGAUGUUUAGUACAAGAAGAUGAAGUUACAAAAUUAAAGUCUAUUUUUGAAGAAUAUCAGAAGGUGUGUGACCUGUGUGAAGAUAUCACUGGAUAUAAACUUCUUGGUUAUAGCUACUAUCAAGUAGGAGACAAGCACAAAGCAAAAGAAGCUUUCAUGUCUGCUUUGCAGAAAAUGCCAGGAAGCAAACUUCUGAUAUCAAACAUUAAAAAAUGUUCAGAUUUACCCUUGGACCCUGAGAGUUACUAACAUCCAAUUUCUUCUUCAACAUUACACCUGAGUCAAACAUUAAGGUCAGGAUAAUAGAGGAAAUGAUCACAUACU